Messenger RNA from Botrytis cinerea B05.10, 1985 nucleotides. It is a transcript of the gene Bcprp21, whose product is annotated as Bcprp21. The transcript is spliced from 4 exons. NCBI's taxonomy places the organism in Eukaryota, Fungi, Ascomycota, Leotiomycetes, Helotiales, Sclerotiniaceae. Gene Ontology annotation, molecular function: RNA binding. The record is from RefSeq and is a predicted model, not a curated record. Bases 226 to 1782 code for a protein of 518 amino acids. Gene Ontology annotation, cellular component: U2-type prespliceosome; catalytic step 2 spliceosome; U2 snRNP. Gene Ontology annotation, biological process: mRNA cis splicing, via spliceosome; regulation of alternative mRNA splicing, via spliceosome.
GAGGGCGCCAACCAAUCGUGGGGUAGGAAUGUGUGGUGCCAGGAUAAACCUCGGAUGCCGGUCAAACUAAAUUCCGUCUUGAGCUUUUGUUCGGGGCUGUUGCAGGGCUAGAUUUGUUGUGUAAGGCUGCUGGUCGCAUUUCUUGUAGAUGCAGAAGUCAACCACCAAUUGAAAUAACAACAACAGAAACAAAAGCCGCAUCUACAACUAGUCGCAGUAAUCAAUAUGGCCCCUUCAGUCGCAGAUGCUGUUGCAGCUCUUGAUGAAAUAAAACCACCUCAAGGUGUUGUAUUACCACCAAAAGAAAUCAAAGCUAUUCUCGAGAAGACAGCAGGCUAUGUUGCGCGAAAUGGAAUUAAUUUCGAAGAUCGUAUCAGGGAAAAAGAAAGAACCAACCCCAAAUUCUCCUUCCUUAGCACCAAUGAUGCAUACAAUGCAUACUACUUAUGGCGACUCAGCGAGAUUAAAGAAGGCAGGGGAACCGCAGUUGCGGCAGGGAGGGCUGGAGAGGCGCCGGCGGAAGCAGAGAAGCCUAAAGGACCACCUGAACCACCCGAGUUCCAUUUCUCUGCGCGCAUGCCCAAUAUCAGUGCACAGGAUCUCGAAGUGGUCCGACUAACCGCUCUGUUCGUUGCGAAAAACGGUAGACAAUUUAUGACAACACUAUCCCAGAGAGAAACGGGGAAUUAUCAGUUCGACUUCUUGAGGCCUAAUCACAGUUUACAUAACUUCUUCCAGCGAUUGAUUGAUCAAUAUACUAUGUUGUUGCGAGCUAGCGGUAUGGACGGAGAAGGCGGGAAGAUGCAGCAGGAGAGAAUCACAGAGUUGCAGGCGAAUGUAGACGAUAAAUUUCACGUUUUGGGUAGAGCUAAGCAAAGAGCAGAGUGGUUCAAAUUCCAAGACGAGCAAAAACAGAAGAAGGAGGAGGCGGUUGAGAAGGAGAAGCUUACAUAUGCACAAAUCGAUUGGCACGACUUUGUCGUGGUAGAGACUGUUAUGUUCACGGAGGCUGAUGAUCAGACGAACUUACCUCCACCAACAUCACUGAACGAACUUCAAUUUGCCUCUCUGGACCAAAAGGCACAAAUGUCUAUCAACUCGACACACAUGCGCAUUGAAGAAGCCAUGCCUGGAGACGAUGGAAUAUUCGAUGGAUCAUAUGCCCAACCACAAUAUAACAUGGCUCCACCACCAGUGCCUCAACCAUCAUAUCAGCCACAAUACCAAGACCCACGCCAGAAGAAUAACGAAGAUGAGGAUGAAGAAGAACAGAGGAUACGAGAGCGAACUGAGGCUAGAGCUCGUGCUCAACAAGCACAGGCUGAAGCUAAGGGUGGCGCUGCACCUAUGAGAAUCAAAGAGAACUACGUUCCUAGAGCUGCCGCAAGAGCUGCUAAUAAGCAACAAAUGGCUCUUUGUCCUAAUUGUAAUCAACAAAUUCCUUAUGAUGAGCUUGAUGCUCAUAUGAGAAUUGAAUUACUGGAUCCUAGGUGGAAGGAACAGAAAGCGAAGGCAGAGAGCCGCUAUGCAACAACUAAUCUCUCAACGCAAGAUGUCGCUAAUAAUCUCAAACGUUUAGCGAGUCAAAGAAGUGAUAUUUUUGAUGGAGCUACAGGGCAACAUAUAACAGAAGAAGAAGCCGCUCGAAGAAAGAAGGCAGCGAAUGGUUAUGAUGGUACUCCGGUGGACAAAGCAGACAGAGCACGAUAUGAAAUGAUGCAGAAUGUGAAUGUAGAGGAGCAAAUUCGGGCGAUUCACCAGAAAUUUGGGGAUAAAAAAUAGGUUAAUGGUUGAACUGAGCACGAGGAGGAACUCCACGCUAGUAUGAAAGUGAUUGACUCGUGGAGAUAGAUCUUUUUCUCAAAUUGUAUGCGUACGUCUUAACGGAAGGAUUUCAAAACAUAGGAGCAUGGUGUUCCGGCUUGAGGAUGGGGUAUGUUUUAUGUAAAUUAUGAAUUAAUAUUUAUACAGCUACUGAGUGUUCA